This is a messenger RNA of Macadamia integrifolia, 2379 nucleotides long. Its product is annotated as putative transcription factor bHLH041. Bases 187 to 1746 code for a protein of 519 amino acids. The record is from RefSeq and is a predicted model, not a curated record. Lineage: Eukaryota; Viridiplantae; Streptophyta; Magnoliopsida; Proteales; Proteaceae. Gene Ontology annotation, molecular function: protein dimerization activity. The transcript is spliced from 8 exons.
CUCCAAUAUACAUCAUAAUCAUGGUUUUCUAGCUCUCUCUCUUUCGCUCUCUCUCACCUUCCCUCCCCCUUCCCCACAUAAAGUACGGAGACCGAAUGGCAUAAAGGUCUCGACUUAUACAGGUCAUAAGGUAUCCAAAUCAUCAGAUCAUGGAGUAGCAGUAUUAGGGGCUGCUCCCCCCUCCUCAUGGACCUGGUCUUCUCCCUCGAGGAAGAAGCACGAGCUCUCUUUCUUCAAAGCUUAGUCCAAUCUGUUGGCUGCACCUAUGUCUGCAUAUGGUCCUAUUAUGAACCCCCAGCAAACUGCUUAUUGUUCACAGAUGGUCUUUACAAUGAGCAAAGAGACCAACCUGGCUCCUCUCAUGGCAGUCUUGCUCAGAGACUCUUCAAUGAUUAUCGACAAUUCAUAUAUAGAGUCGACAAUGGCUAUGUUCCUGGACUUGCUUUCCAGGAAGGCCUUCCCUAUUUAGAGUUCAAGGAACUGGAUCUUCUGAGUAGGGUUUCAAAUGAAACCCAAAGGCAAUUCUAUCAGGAAGCCAGGAUUGAGGCUGCAGCAUUCAUGGGAUGUAAAAGUGGUGAGAUUGAGAUAGGUUAUUCAUUCCCAACACAGAUUAACAUGGAAAUGGAGAUGAGAAGAUGGUUUCCUGAUGACUUCUAUCUUCGAUCUCAAUCUCAUCCCAGAGAGCUUCCUCGUGCACCCGAGCAGAUUCGGACUUCUUCAUCUUCAUCAUCAUUGAGAUCACUUUCUAUGGGUAGUCCACCUCCAGAGUAUCCAUUUCAUGUCUUCAACAUCCCAAGUAGUUCUAACAUUCCUGAAUCACUCAAACAAGCAGCCACUGAACCCACAUCAACAGGCAUUUCCAUGCAACCCUGCCAAUUAGGGCUUCAAGGGCUUCAUCAUCUUCCAUUCCCAAAUCCUCAAAGGGAUGAUGCAGCCAUGACAAGAGCCAUGCUUUCUGUUAUAUCUUCCUCUUCAUCUCCUUCUUCAUCUCGUCAACCCCAACAAAAUCCUCCCCACAACUACCACGGCGCUUUCAAGACAUACAUCCCAGCUCUAGCCCCUAAAGUCCAAAUAAAAUCCCAACAACUCAGAAGAAGCAUGCUGAAGCGCGCAAUUUCUUUCCUCGCAAGCAUGAGGUUAAAGAGGCUUGAAGAACAAAUGCAAGGAACUCGCCCCCAACCCACUAGUACACAGUUAACCCACAUGAUAUCAGAGCGUAAGCGGCGACAGAAGCUUAAUGAAAAUUUUCAGGCACUGAGAUCCUUCUUACCUCCAGGUUCCAAGAAAGAUAAGGCAUCAGUUCUCUCAAGCAUUAGGGACUACUUGCAAGCUUUGAAAGCUGAGGUUUUAGAGCUUAAGCAAAAGAACCAGCAAUUGGAAUCGCGGCUUUCAUCUGCAAGAGAAGCAGGUGAAGAAGUUGGUGGUUCUACUUCAAGAAGUACUGAAAGAGUGGUCAUUCAGGUUAUCAAAGCAGCUGAGUCCACAUCAGAAGGAGAAGGGAUAGAACUCAGAGUGACUGUAAGGGAAGAAUGUAAUAUGAUGGUUUUGGUCAUUCGAAUACUAGAAUUUCUAAAGAAGGUGGACAUGGGAUUGGUGUCGGUUGAAGCAGACACACAACUGCAAGAGCAUCAAACGAGUCCACUCAACCGAGUUGUCAUAAGAUUGAAUACUAAGGGAAGCCAAUGGGACGAGUCUGCCUUCCGGGAAGCCAUUGCAAGGAUUAUUGCUGAUGUAACUCCACCUUGACUAUACCUCCAAGAGAGGAGUUUGAUUUGGCCUUUUCCUUACCUUUCCUUUGUCUUUCAUGGUUUCCAGAGUCUUAAAUCUCACUCAAGACAACACCACAAAGACAACCAUAGAAGACUUUCCUUUCCCAUUCAUGCAUUCAAAGGUGGCCAACGGUAAAAACAAAUUUGAAGAAUGAGGAAAACCAGUAAAAGGGAAACCCAAACACUCCCAUUCAAUGAAUCAAAAGAUCCUUUUUUUUUUUUCUUUAUACACUUUACUUACCCAUGGACCCACAUAAGCCUACUCACUUUUUUUGCCUCUUUGCCACGUCACUUGCACCUACCUUCAAACAAUUUUGCUUUCUCUUCUUCCCUAUCUAUCCUUUUACCCCUUCUACCCCACCAAUUAAUUCUUUAUUAUAAGUUGCAGAUUCAUUCUGAGAUAGAUCAGAAGGUGAAUCAAGAAUUUUGGAUUCUGUAAGGUUUAUGAUGCCAUUGCAACAUUAUCAAUCCUUGGCUUAUCCAUUGCUCUCUUUCUUGAUGAAUUAUGGUAGCAUGGUAUGGUUUUAAAAACAGUAUUGGGAUCUAUCUUAUCAGGCCAGAUCGGACAGGUUUGGCUUCAAUUUUGAUUAAAAAUCAUUUUUUUCCGCGA